Molecule: messenger RNA, 1662 nt
Organism: Paraglomus occultum
Lineage: Eukaryota; Fungi; Glomeromycota; Glomeromycetes; Paraglomerales; Paraglomeraceae
Source: the annotation of a GenBank genome assembly
AUGUCAGAUUCUUCGUCUUCACCUUUAAGUACACCGUCACCGUCCUCCACCACUUCCACUCUAGACACGUCUCCGCUCUCGACGUCAACUGACUUCAGAAGUUCAUAUAUCUCUUCGUUAUACACCCACCCACGUCCAACCGAGACUACAGGGGUUUCGUUAGGCUGCCUAGUCAAUGCUUCCGUCACAGUGGUCCCCAACAAGGACGAUCCGCAACAUCCACCAAAUUAUAUUUACUUAUUUGGUGGCUUUGAUCAGUACACCGAUGAAGUGUAUAAUGAUCUAUAUAGAUUAAAUGUCGCAGAAAUGAAAUGGGAAGAUGUCAUCUAUGUGAAGGGCAAAAGGCCAUCAAAACGAAACGAUCACUCAGCAUCGUUGUGGAACGGAAAUAAACUCGUUAUAUUUGGUGGGAUGGACGAUGAAGAUGAAUACUGUAAUGAUGUCGUGAUAUUAGAUUUAGAAACGAUGACAUGGGAAAGACCGGAAGUGCGUGGCUAUAUUCCACAAGGACGAGCGAAGCACUCGGCCACAAUCUACAACGACAAGUUAUAUAUCGUCGGUGGUCACUCUGCUGACGGCAUCAUUGUCUCGGAAGAUGUUAAUUGUCUCGAUCUGGAGACUUGGACCUGGGAACCACCAUUUGCGUUCGAACCGCGUCAUUCGCAUUAUAGUUUUAUCUUUAACAAUAAGCUUUGUUUGUACGGUGGUUACACUGAAGAUCUUGAUCGAGAAAAGUCCCUAACGAUGAUGGAUCUAGACACAAAGACUGUAUCUAAAAUCGACAUUACGAGUGCAUCUGCUCCUGGCACUGCUGGACAACAUUUUGCUCAGCUAUGUGGAGAUAGACUUGUCGUAGUAGUAACAGAAUGCGUGAAGCAUGGUCUACUGCAAGUAUCAACUGGUGCAUGGGCACUCGAUAUGAAUACUUUCGAAUGGCGUCAGUAUCUGGGUGACGAACAAAUAAUCCAGGGUAACUGGCAUUAUUUUGCAAUGGGUGAGAAUAACCAAUGCUUAUUCUUGUUUGGCAACGGUGAUAAAGACGAGGAGCAUUACUUGUCUUGCGUGCUCUCGGUAGAUUUGCAAGAGUAUGGCCUUGUUCAUAUUCAACCACCAACAAUCGGGAUGGAUCUCGGACAGCUGUUUAAUGAAUUGGCAGUGUCCGAUUUUACCCUUCGUUCACUGGAGAAGGAUGCUCCUCCGAUAUAUUGUCACAAGAUCAUACUUCUUGCACGAUGGGCACAUUUUGCCAAGAUGCUUAAUUCAGGCAUGAUAGAAUCUUUCAGCAACACAUUUACUAUUCCCGAACCAUACAGCACAGUGCGUGCAUUCAUAUACUAUCUUUAUACAGACACUUUAGAAGACUAUCUACCGGUAGACACCAUAGCUGACCUUAUGGCAUUGGGGAAUUUAUAUCUGCUACCACGAUUAGUAUCGUUAUGCAGUAGCCGCAUACAUCAGAAAAUUGAUGUCGAGCAUGUAGCAAGAAUUUAUCAUCGUGCUACAAUGGCAGGAGAGAACGGUCUGAAGAAACGAGCCCUCAGAUUCAUGGACAUGAACUUCGGACGAGUUUCAAAAACCGAGGGAUUUAGAACAUUGCCCAAAGAAGUUCUUUUCGAUUUUUACGAUAGUUUACCAGAGAGGGCAAAAAUCAGCGUGGAAUGA